Molecule: messenger RNA, 3156 nt
Organism: Vespa velutina
Lineage: Eukaryota; Metazoa; Arthropoda; Insecta; Hymenoptera; Vespidae
Product: gastrula zinc finger protein xFG20-1-like
Exons: 3
Coding region: 444-2522 (692 amino acids)
Biological process (GO): regulation of transcription by RNA polymerase II
Cellular component (GO): nucleus
Molecular function (GO): sequence-specific DNA binding; DNA-binding transcription factor activity, RNA polymerase II-specific
Source: RefSeq, a predicted model, not a curated record
AUAUGUCGUGAACUGUCACAUUGAUGAUCGUGUGUAAAUAUGAAAACUUCGUUAAUAAAAUGGCUGUUGGGAAUUUACGAUUACCGGCAAUCACGGUGAAGCGUAGAUAUAUAGUACGAUUAUUAAUUACAUUUUUUGUAAGGUAUAAUGACUUGUCUUAUUUAAUCAAUGCAUAUAAAAAAUAAAAAAAUUAUGAUUCUUGAGAAAGUGCUAAAUAAAAAAAAAAUACAAAUCGAUCAAAAUACGUUUGGGAACGUUAAAAAUUGUUACGCUUAUUUUUGUUAUAAAUUAUAAUUUUGAGUUUAUGUUAAUCACAGAAAGAACUCAAGAAACAGCAGUCCAAAUUAUUACUUUAAUAAUUGUUAUAAUUAUUCCUCUGAUAUCAUUUAAAAACAUUUAACAAGGAUUACAAAAAUUUUAAUCUGUGUUAAUUUGUGUUUAAUAUGGCUUAUACUUCACUGCCAAAACUUGUCAACUUAAAUAAAUUACAGUCAAAUAAUGUUGAGAAGACUUUAUCGGAAAUAUUACAGUCAGAUCCGGUAAAACGUCUUCUCAAUCAGCCUAAUAUUAUUAUUAAGACUAUUCCACUAAAUACUCAACCAAAAUCAAAUUUUACAUCAAAUAUUACAAACACAAAUAUUGUAAAUAUUUCCACAAAUACUUUUGGAGGUAAAAAUAAUGGUAUCAAUACAGAUUUAAGUAGAAUAAAACAGCCAGAUGUUACUGUAUUUUCUACUAAAUCAAAUAAGGAAGAAAAUACGGAUGAUGAAAAUCUUUUACCUUCAAAAACUGAAGGGAAGUCCGAAAUUGCAUUACUCCCUAUUGAAAGGAAAAAGAAGAAUUGUGGACACUAUGGACCUUGUGAAAACAUUACUUGCGAUGUCACUGUUGAACAGUGUAUAGACAAUGAUGGAAUAUCUCUUAUGUUAGCUGUUAAUAUAGAAGAAAAUGAAAUAAAUGCACCUGUAUGGAAACAUUGUAAAAACAGUUCCUGUGAUGCAUUGAGCAUCGACCAUGAUCGUUGUCGUAGAGCGAUUAUAAGGCUAAACAGAUUCAAUAAGUCUAAGAUUUGUGAUAUUUGCGGUAUCACAUUGAAAACACGAAAAUCUCGAAUACACCAUAAAAACUGCAAAAGACAGAAUGAAUAUAGACAUAAUAAAACAGACAGUGCGCAACUUUUAAAAGAACGAAUGCGUGAAAGAGAAUUGCAAAUGCUAGAGGAUGCAAAAACGAAAAAGCAAGAUUACAUGGAUCCAAUAACAGGAUAUAAUCGUGCUAUGGACGUUUUAAGAAAAAAUGAAGAAUUAAUUAUUAUUCCAAAAACACAAUCUUCUCAGCAAUCUGGCAUUACCAUAACUUCCUCGUCUAAUCAAAUUAAUCAGCAAACAAAUACUAUCAGUAACAUCUCUACAAAAUAUAUGCCAAAUAUACCUCUAGUAUUUCCACAACAAAGUGUAGUUCUAAGUAAAAAUGCGGGUUCUAAUGAAAAUAAUAUUACACAAACUAAGUUAACUCAUACACUAAACAGCAAACUUGUAACCACUUCAACUACUACAAUCCCAAGCCAGUUUAUCAAAUUUACUAACUCACCUCAAACCAGUUUACAGUCUAUAUCAUUGAAUGAUUGGUUAUUAUCACAAUCUCAUGUUGUUACAACUUCAUCGCUUCAUUCUAAACCAUUUUUAACACCCAUUCGUGUUGUACCGAUAACUAAUUUAAUAACACAGCCAUCAUUAUUACAUAGAACACAAGGCAUUCCAAAAUUUUGUAUUAUGGCAGAUAAUUCAGUACCAGCUUUAACUAUACCAGAUAUAAAACCCGUUAUAUCGCCAAAACCUAUAGAUAAGCCAAAUACCAAUCCUGAUGAAAGUCCUAAACAAGAAUCACACAAGCGUAAAAAGUCAGGAGUAAAGAAAAACUUACGAAAAAAAAACAGAAAAAAAGAUUUGAAAUGUAAUUAUUGCAACAAACACUUCAGCACAGAUUGGUAUUUUAAAAUUCAUGUUGCUAUGCAUAGUGGUGAAAAACCUUUCACAUGUAGAUUAUGUCAAGAGUCUUUUAGUAAUAGAUAUGAUCUAAAAAAGCAUCUAACAAAUGAUCAUAAAAAUGAAAACAUUAGUUGCAAUGAUUGUGAUUUCACUUGUACUUCAUAUUCGUCACUUGAUAAACAUAUGAAAACACAUUCUGCAAUGGUACAAUCACACCAAUGUUCUGAUUGUAAUAGUAUGUUUACAACUAUCGAUGAUCUUAAUUCUCAUAAACAGGAAUGUGAUGGCCAAAUAGACACAGAUAUUAAAACUGCAGAAACGGAAUCAGAAAGUAAGGAAAUUAAAAAAAUAGAAAAAAAAGAUCAUGAGAAUUCGAGUGACGUUUCUAGCGAAACUGAAGACAAAUGUAUUAAUGGUACAGAAAAAAAAAUAUUUAACUCUGAUAAAAAAAGUAUGAAACAAGAAAAGCAAAACAAAGUUUCAUUAGGAGAAACUAACGGUGUUAAAGUAAAUGGCGUUUGUCUUCAUUCAUAAUAUGAAAUUCAUAAUUCAUAAAUGAAAAUUAAAAUAAAUUUGAUGAGAACUAAGCCCUCAAUGUCACAAUGUUUGAAUGUUAAUCAUAACAUUGAUGAAAUAUAUCUCUAUAAAUUUACACAUGCGCAGACAUAAUGAACAGAUGAAGUUAAAUUUCCAAAUCAUUCCAUAGAAAAACUUUUAUAAAGGCUACGUUAAACUUGAUGCUUUUUCUGCAAUGAUAGAGAAAUAAAUGAUUAAUGUAAAUGUAUAAAUAUAAUAUUACAUAUUAUUGCUAAAUAGUUACUUAUUUCAAGUAGGAUUCUGCUGCAAAGAGAGUAAAACAUUAAAAAUUAGUAUUUCUUCUAAAUAAAUCACAUAUUUUUUCAGCAUGAGGCACAUUUACUAAUGGAAGAAAUUCUAAUUUUCUUCAUUAUUCUUAUAGUUAAUAAGCUUUGCAGCAGUGGCUCGUGCGAUAUUUUUAUUAUGAAAUUAGAAAAGUGCAAGUUUCUAAAUUUUCCUAAGGAGACACAUAAUCUUAAACGUAUUUUUUGUAAUUUUAAGUAGCCUUUAAUAUAUUACGGAUUAGUCGAAUAUUAUUUAUGAAAUAAGGACUAUAAUUAGAUAUAGAUCGUAUAAAUUGUGUGAUCUGUGA